AUGACUCAUGGAGAAGAGCUUGUCUCCGAUGUGCACCAGGAUUCUGUUGUUUUAACUUACCUAGAAGGAUUACUAAUGCAUCAGGCAGCAGAGGGAUCAAGUACUGCCAUUGACAAAAAGUCUGCUGGGCAUAAUGAAGAUCAGAACUUUAACAUUUCUGGUCAUGCAUUUCCUACCUGUCAGAGUAAUGGUCCAGUUCUCAAUACACAUACAUAUCAGGGAUCUGGAAUGCUGCAUCUCAAAAAAGCCAGACUGUUGCAGUCUUCUGAGGACUGGAAUGCAGCAAAGCGGAAGAGGCUGUCUGAUUCCAUCGUAAAUUUAAACGUAAAGAAGGAAGCUUUGCUGGCUGGCGUGGUUGACAGUGUGCCUAAAGGCAAACAGGAUAGCACAUUACUGGCCUCUUUGCUUCAGUCGUUCAGCUCUAGGCUGCAGACUGUUGCUCUGUCACAACAAAUUAGGCAGAGCCUCAAGGAGCAAGGAUAUGCCCUCAGUCAUGAUUCUUUAAAAGUAGAGAAAGAUUUAAGGUGCUAUGGUGUUGCAUCAAGUCACUUAAAAACUUUGUUGAAAAAGAGUAAAGCUAAGGAUCAAAAGCCUGAUACCAAUCUUCCUGACGUAACUAAAAAUCUCAUCCGAGACAGAUUUGUAGAAUCACCUCAUCGCAUUGGACAAAGUGGAACAAAGGUCAUGAGUGAACCCUUGUCAUGUGCUGCGAGAUUGCAGGCUGUUGCAAGCAUGGUGGAAAAAAGGGCUAGUCCUGCCACUUCACCCAAACCUAGUGUUGCUUGUAGUCAGUUAGCAUUACUCCUUUCAAGUGAAGCCCAUUUACAGCAGUAUUCUCGGGAACAUGCUUUAAAAACACAAAAUGCAAAUCAAGUGGCAAGUGAAAGGCUUGCUGCUAUGGCCAGAUUACAAGAAAAUGGCCAGAAGGAUGUCAGCAGUUUCCAUCUCUCAAAAGGAAUGUCAAGCCAUCUUAACGGUCAAGCAAGAACAUCAUCGAGCAAACUAAUGACUAGCAAAAGUACGACAUUUCAAAGUCCAAUGGGUAUUAUUCCUUCUUCCCUCAAAAAUGCAGGCUAUAAGAACUCACAGGAAAGAAACAACAUAAAACAAGCUGCAAAUAAUAGUUUGCUUUUACAUCUUCUUAAAAGCCAGACCAUAACUGCACCUAUGAAUGGACACAACCAUAGUGAGAGAGGAAGCAUUUUUGAGGAUAGUAGUACACCUACAACUAUUGAUGAAUACUCAGAUAACAACCCUAGUUUUACAGAUGAUAGUAGUGGUGAUGAAAGUUCUUACUCCAACUGUGUUCCCAUAGACUUGUCUUGCAAACACAGAGUUGAAAAACAAGAACCUGACCAACCUAUUUCUCUGGAUAACUUAACACAAUCCUUGCUGAACACUUGGGAUCCAAAAGUCCCCAACAUAGAUAUUAAAGAAGAUCAAGAUACCUCAAAGAAUUCUAAGCUAAAUUCACACCAGAAAGUGACACUUCUUCAAUUGCUACUCGGCCAUAAGAAUGAAGAAAAUGUGGAAAGAAACAACAGCCCUCAGGAAGUGCAGAGUGAUGUAACAAAAUUCAAUAAACGAAUGUAUGCGAGGACUUCCGUAAUAGAAAGCCCCACCACACAUAGGACUACUCCUGUGAGCACUCCUCCAUUACUUGCAUCUACCAAAGCAGAGUCUCCCAUCAAUCUCUCCCAGCACUCUCUGGUUAUCAAAUGGAACUCCCCACCAUACGCCUGCAGCACUCAGUCUGAAAAACCAAUAAACACCACAUCUAACCACUUGAUGGAUCUUACAAAGAGCAAAGAGUCGCAAGGAGAGAAACCAGUCCCCAAUGAAGGUACACAGAACUCUGCAACUUUCAGUGCCAGUAAACUGUUACAAAAUUUAGCGCAGUGCGGAAUGCAGUCUUCCACUUCAGGGGAGGAGCAGAGACCCAGUAAACAGCUGAGUGUAAAUACAGAUAAACCCAUAGCUAUGAUCGAUAGACUAAGUAGCCCUCUGCUCUCAAAUAAAACGAAUGCAGUUGAAGAAAGUAAAGCCUUCAAUAGUCAGGCAACAGAUUCUGAACCAAGACUUUCUGGUUCUGAAAUAGAAAAUCUGCUUGAAAGGCGCACUGUUCUCCAGUUGCUCCUGGGAAACCCCAACAAAGGGAAGAGUGAAAAGAGAGAGAAAAUUACUUUGAGAGAGGAGAGUACUCAGGAACAUACAGAUAGAGCUUUAAGUGAACAAAUAUUGAUGGUAAAAAUAAAAUCUGAGCCUUGCGAUGACUUACAUAUUCAAAAUACAGAUGUGCACUUGAGCCAUGAUGCUGAGAGUGCCCCAUUCUUAGGUAUGGCUCCCCCCAUACAGAGAAGUGCAACUGCCUUACCAGCUUCCGAGGACUUGAAAUCGGAGCCCCUUUCACCUCAGGAUUUUUCUUUCUCAAAGAAUGGUUUGUUAAGUCGACUGUUGAGACAAAAUCAAGAGAGUUACCUGCCAGAUGAUGUGGACAACAGUCACAGACAUAGUGAACUGACGCUUCUGGAAUCAAAGAAUCUUUGCAUGGUCCCUAAAAAAAGGAAACUUCAUACUGAGCCAUUAGAAAAUCCAUUUAAAAAGAUGAAAAAUAGCAUCCUCGAUGCUGCCAACAGUCAUGGAGCCCCGGAGGUGCUGUAUGGGCCCCUGAUUAACCAGCAAGAGCUGAAAUUUAGCAGAAAUGAUCUUGAAUUUAAAUAUCCUGCCAGUCAUGGUUCAGCCAAUGAAAGUGAACAUAGGAGUUGGGCGAGAGAGAGCAAAAGCUUCAAUGUUCUGAAACAGCUGCUUCUCUCAGAAAACUGCAUGAGAGAUUUGUCCCAGCACAGGAGUAACUCUGUCGUUGACAGUAAAAAGAGAGUACACAAAAAUAAUGUGACCAAUAGCAAACCUGAAUUCAGCAUUUCUUCUUUAAAUGGACUGAUGUACAGUUCUUCUCAGCCCAACAGUCCCAUGGAUAACAGGACAUUUCCAUACCCAGGAGUAGUAAAAACUCCCAUGAGUCCUCCUUUUCCUGACCACUUGGGCUGUGUGGGGUCUAGACCAGAAUCUGGGUGUUCCAUGACCAGUGACAAGGGACCCAUUAAGUGGGUUAUCGCAGACGUGGAGAAGAAUGAGUAUGAAAAAGACUCUCCGAGACUGACCAAAACUAACCCAAUACUGUAUUACAUGCUCCAGAAAGGAGGCAAUUCUGUUACCAGUCGAGAAACACAGGACAAGGACAUUUGGAAGGAGCCUUCAACUGCUGAAAAUGUCUCACAGGUUACAGUCAAAGAAGAGUUACUUCCUGCUGCAGAAACUAAAGCUUCUUUCUUCAAUUUAAGAAGCCCUUAUAAUAGCCAUAUGGGAAACAAUACUUCUUACCCACACAAUGCAAAUGGAGAAGUUUAUGGACUUCUGGGAAAUGUGCUAACGAUAAAAAAAGAAUCAGAAUAA
Molecule: messenger RNA, 3453 nt
Organism: Pipistrellus nathusii (Nathusius's pipistrelle)
Lineage: Eukaryota; Metazoa; Chordata; Mammalia; Chiroptera; Vespertilionidae
Source: the annotation of a GenBank genome assembly